This is a messenger RNA of Penicillium cosmopolitanum, 2349 nucleotides long. RefSeq names its product non-ribosomal peptide synthetase. Gene Ontology annotation, cellular component: cytoplasm. The transcript is spliced from 2 exons. Gene Ontology annotation, biological process: secondary metabolite biosynthetic process; amino acid activation for nonribosomal peptide biosynthetic process. Bases 1 to 2349 code for a protein of 782 amino acids. Gene Ontology annotation, molecular function: phosphopantetheine binding. Lineage: Eukaryota; Fungi; Ascomycota; Eurotiomycetes; Eurotiales; Aspergillaceae. The record is from RefSeq and is a predicted model, not a curated record.
AUGGCGCCCAUUCUGUUAGAUUCCGAUACCUUGGACCAGCCGCUAGCUCUGGUUCCCCUGGAAGACCAGCCGAAUAGUCUGAAAGACUCGACCGUGUAUCUACAGCUUUCCGAGCACCCCCGGCUCCUUCUGCGGCUCGUCGAGAUUUUCAACGCACCAACAAUCGUCAAAUCCGAGGCUUCUGAUAUCCAGCUUCAACGUCUUUUUCAACUUGCUUGGGCGAUUACAGUUGGAGCCUUCACUUCCUCGACCACCCUGUACGUUGGCGAGCAGUACACCAAGGGAAGUUGUUAUAUUACAAAUGGUCUCAAUGCCCCCAUAAAGGAGUCAUGUGCCAAUGGCGUGCAUGGACAUGAUGGCAAGGAUUCCCGCUAUAACACGACCAUUGCUUACCAGCGGGCAGUGGACUUGGGUCAAAAAGCCUGCAUGAGUCGGUGCCACGCUUGCUGCUCCAUUUCGCUGGUACAGGAAAUCCCCGGGGAUGGAAUGCGUCUCUUCGUCAGACGUACGCCAGAUGACCUCUUGCAUGCACAGCUCGAUGUGGGUGACUCUCAAAUCAGCUUACCACUGGCAACGAGCUUGCUUCACAGUUUCAAUCGAGCUCUCUCUUCAAUUGGCAUGACGUCGAUGCAAUCGAUCGGUGCCGUGGAUUUAUGCGGGUCAAAUGAUCGUGCCCAGAUUGCCGACUUUACUAGAUCUCUUGCACCCUCUCAAGAGGCCUUACUUCAUGAUCUCUGCUUGCGUCACGCCGUGACGACCCCGGAUGCACCAGCUAUCCGAUCAUGGGAUGGCGAUCUCACCUAUAGUGAACUCAGUGAUCUUGCAUCUCGCCUGGCGCAUUGGCUGGUUGAUAAGGGUGUUCGACCGGGCGUUUUUGUCGCCUGCACUUUCUACAAGUCAACCUGGGCGAUCGUAGCCCGUCUUGCAAUUCUAAUGGCCGGUGGUGCAUACAUCUGCGUUGAUGGCAGUGACCCGCCACCGUAUCUGGCAUCUGUCCUGGAGCGAACUCAAAUUAAAAUCAUGCUGACAUCGACCGGAUACGCAUCAAGGUAUACGGAACUUGUAGAAGUCCAGUUUGAAGUGAGCGCGGGUUCUCUCCGAGAGCUUCCUUCCAUGCCUGCAGUACCAUCUGUCGAUGUUAAGCCUACCGAUGCUUGCGUAGUACUCUUCACUUCGGGCAGUACCGGUAAACCCAAGGGAAUCAUCCAAGAGCACCGAAGUUACGCGUCCGCUCUCACCGAUUACAUUCGCGUCAUGGGGAUGGGCCCUCAUUCACGCCUUUUUCAAUUCGAUGCCUACGCCUUUGAUAUCAGUAAUAAUGAUUUCCUCGCACCUCUGCUAGCCGGUGGCUGCUGCUGCGUCCCCACAACUUCGCUGUCAAUGGAUGCCCUGAUGACAGAUAUCAAUGACCUCCAGGCUAAUAUGAUGUUCGCCACCCCUUCAGUCGCCAUCGAGAUUAACCCCGACCGGGUGCCGACGCUAAAGAUGAUGUGCAUUGGCGGGGAGCCCAUCUCCGACGCGGUUCUCGCCAAGUGGCUGACUCGCGUGAAGGUUGUAAACCAGUAUGGCAUGGGGGAGGUAGCAUCUCUAUGUGCUCACAAUCCUAACCUUCAAAUGGGCCACGGUGCUGUUGUUGGAAGACCAGCUAGUGGCGCCAUCUGGAUUGCGAAUCAAGACCACCCCGAUCUACUGAUGCCCGUGGGAGCGAUAGGAGAGCUGCUCGUGGAGGGCCCCCACAUUUCAAGAGGCUAUUUAGACCAUGUCUCCGGAAAAUCGGAAAACUUCUUGACGGCCCUUCCUGUCUGGAUGGCACAGCUCCAUGGCGAUCGACCACGACAUCGAUUCUACAGAUCCGGGGAUCUUGGCCGGUACAAUCACGAUGGAACCAUUGAGCUCAUCGGGCGGAAAGAUACAAUGCUGAAACUCGACGGGGCAAGAGUGGAAGCCGGCCAAGUAGAGUACGUACUUCGCCAACAUCUGUCAACUGGUGAUGCCGCAGUGGUGGAUGUCUUGGGUGCUGUGGAUGGCGCGGGCGACCCAAUUCUUGGGGUAUACCUAUACCUUGCCAAUAACCCAAUGAACAUGGAGACGGGUCCUGUCGAAGAGAUGCAAUUUCGCCCGAUAAUGCAGCGUCAUGCAAUCUAUGCUCUCACUCAAGUCCUCAGCGAAGGGGUUCGGCAGAGCCUGCCAACCUACUAUGUCCCUAGCCUCUUCCUACUCGUCGACCGAAUUCCACGAACCAAGUCGAAGAAGACGGAUCGUCGCAAGCUCCAUAUGCUAGGACAGGCUUAUUACAUGGCCCAUCGAGAGGAUCUCAGGGAAAUCACGGUGUGGCCUGAGUGGGACUAA